AUGGAGUGCGGACCAAGGAUAGAGGAUGGUUCAAUUCUUGUCGAUGGCACCGAAUUAAACAAGGUGAACUGUUUCAAGUACCCUGGAUCCAAAGUGACUUCCACAAGCGACAUUGAUCAAGAAGGUUCAGCACGUGUUAAUGCGGCAUGGAUGAAAUGGAAAACGGCAACAGGCGUACUGUGCGACAAGAAAGUCCCUGUUCGACUGAAGUCGAAGAUCUACAGGACGGUUGUGCGUCAUGUUGCCUUUUGCGAGUGCUGGCUGACGACGAAAACCUUGGAAAGAGUGUUACACGCUAUGGAGAUGCGGAUGUUGAGGUGGACGAUGGGUGUAACGCUAAAAGAGAAUGUAUCGAACGACACUGUACGCUCCAUCUUUGGCGUCGUCCCGAUAACUGAGAAGAUGAAGGAGGCGCGACUGAGAUGGUUUGGUCACGUCUUGCGGCGAGAGGGAGAUUCUGUUGCCAAAAACGCUUUGAAGCUCGACGUUUCAGGACUGAGGCCGCGUAGGAGGAAAAAAAUUGGCUGCAUAGACCGUGUAAAGCUGGAUAUGAUAGAUGCGCGUUUAUGUACGACUGAUGCAAUGGAUCAGAGAAAGGAAAUUAAAGAAGGAGGGAAAGUCCUGUUCGACUGA
This is a messenger RNA of Necator americanus (New World hookworm), 633 nucleotides long. RefSeq lists its product as uncharacterized. The transcript has a single exon. Lineage: Eukaryota; Metazoa; Nematoda; Chromadorea; Rhabditida; Ancylostomatidae. The record is from RefSeq and is a predicted model, not a curated record. The coding region runs from base 1 to 633 and encodes 210 amino acids.